Messenger RNA from Spodoptera exigua (beet armyworm), 751 nucleotides. The record is from the annotation of a GenBank genome assembly. NCBI's taxonomy places the organism in Eukaryota, Metazoa, Arthropoda, Insecta, Lepidoptera, Noctuidae.
GUGAAUACCAAAGAGCAUAUUACUGGUGAAUACAUACACAACUUGUUGAUAACUAAGUGUAACUAAUACGACUAGAAUUUAAAAGUUCCUCCCUCCAUUAUUCAGCAGUGCAAGUAUUGAUUUUUCAUCUAGGUGUGACGACGUGGGUUAUUUAUCUAUCUAUUAAAACGACCUGAUUCAAGAAAAGCUCACGCUUCUUGUGUUAUAUAGAAGUCACGAUGGAAAAAAGUUGGAAUCCUCCUCCGUAUGGCUGGGCUAACGCGCAUACAACGCAGCCACCACCAGCUGCGCCCCCGAGCUACUCUCAAGCUGUUGGAGGUGUUGGUCCUUCGAGCCCUUAUACUCCUCAGUAUCCUCCAUCUUCAGGACCUUCGAUAGUGACGACGGUGGUGCCUGUUGGUCCUCAUCCAACUCACAUGAUCUGCCCCAGCUGCCAUGCUGAGAUAGAUACAGCUACUCAGACAAAGCCAGGCCUAAUUGCUUAUAUAUCUGGAGCCAUAAUUUGUCUUGUGGGAUGCUUCUUCGGAUGUUGUCUCAUUCCAUGCUGCAUUGACAGCUGCAUGGAUGUGCAUCAUAAAUGCCCGCAUUGUGGAGCUUACCUUGGCCGCUACCGACGAUAAACAUAAUCGUUUCAACGACGAAAAUAAUUACGUAAUUGAAAAACGAAACAUUGAAGAUCUGCAUGGGAAAUCUCCAUUUACUUAAAACCCUGCCUAUCUUGAUUUAGCUUUACAAAAAAAAAAUACAAAGU